Molecule: messenger RNA, 573 nt
Organism: Batrachochytrium dendrobatidis JAM81
Lineage: Eukaryota; Fungi; Chytridiomycota; Chytridiomycetes; Rhizophydiales
Exons: 4
Coding region: 1-573 (190 amino acids)
Source: RefSeq, a predicted model, not a curated record
AUGAUUCUAUUAUUACUCAAGAGACUUUUAGAACAGCCACAUUUACUUCCAAGCAAGCCAACCUUGUGGCCCGUUUAUCAAAUUGACGAAGACCUCGAGUAUGUUCAGACGAAUGGUCGUAGGAUGAUUAUGCGCAAAGGACAGCGCCGAGUAGGAGCUACUUGCCAACUGUUUGAGGAUGAUCCUUAUAAGGACAUUGAUAUGGACGAGAUAUGGUGUCUUCCCGAAUCUCCCAGCGACUUGCAGAAAAUGCCACCAGUAAAACACACAUUAAAGAGUCACGAUCUACAAAUAUUGGCACGCAAGGCAAUGGCCAUGGUUGAAGAAGAAGCGCGGCUGUAUCGUACUCUUUGCCAAUUCACAGAAAUGCUUCAAGGGGAUGAUCCUGAUACUCAAGACAUGAAUAUAUUGGAAGGUUUAUCAGAAAGUGUGGCGACUGAAUUGCAAGAUGAUGUCGAGGAUUUACUGGGGUGUGUAACUGAAACUAUUGGGAGGCUACAAGACAGCCGUAAAUUUUUAAUCAAGGCCUCAAUACAAAAGAGGGAGCUAGCAGACAAACUAAGGCUUUUAUGA